UUUGUUUUGAUUAGAAUUUAUCCUAUUUGUUAAAAUGGCCGAAAUUCAACAAAGCGAUCAAACUAGUUCAACUAACCCUAAUCUUAAUGAUGAUUCAUUAUAUCCAAUAGCCGUAUUAAUCGAUGAGCUUAGAAAUGAAGAUGUUCAAUGUCGAUUAAAUAGUAUCAAAAAGUUAUCUACUAUAGCAUUAGCUCUGGGUCCAGAGCGAACAAGAAGCGAGUUGGUCCCAUUUUUGACAGAGGCUAUAUAUGAUGAAGAUGAAGUUUUACUAGCUUUGGCAGAACAAUUGGGCCAAUUCACAAGUCUUGUUGGUGGUCCAGAAUAUGUUCAAUGCCUUUUGCCACCACUAGAAGGCUUAGCCACAGUUGAAGAAACUAUUGUUAGAGAUAAGGCAGUAGACUCAUUAAAAAUUUUAGCAGCCUUACAUACUCCUCAAGCUCUAGAAACAUAUUUUGUUCCUUUGGUGAAGAGAUUAUCAACAGGAGAUUGGUUUACAUCAAGAACAUCUGGUUGUGGAUUAUAUGCAUGCACAUAUCCUAAAGUUUCAACCACUACUAAAACAGAAUUAAGACUAAAUUUUAGAUCUCUAGCAUCUGAUGACACACCAAUGGUUAGAAGAGCUGCAGCAGGAAAAUUAAGUGAAUUUGCUAAAGUUAUAGAACCGGAGUUCUUGACAACAGAUAUUAUACCAAUACUUACUGCAUUAUCACAAGAUGAUCAGGAUUCAGUGCGAUUGUUAACUGUAGAGCCUAGCCUGGUGGUGGCUGGCUUGCUCAGCCCUGCAGAUCGGGACAAGCUUGUGGUUCCCUUGCUUAAGCAAGCCUGCGAUGAUAAAAGUUGGAGGGUGAGGUACGUGGCUGCCGAUAAGAUAACUGACAUUCAGAAGGCUCUUUCUGGCUUUCCUAUUUCAGGUGCUGAGACUGGUUCUAAGCCAAAAGGUUCGGAAGAGUGUCACAUUAAUGCAAGUAGUGGUUUGAAUAGCAUAACCCCUCUAUUUUUGAAUCUGAUUAAAGAUGGUGAAACUGAGGUCAGAGCCUCAGCCACUAAUCAAAUAAAAGAUUUUUGUCAAAACAUUGACCCAGCCGAAAGAGAGACGUUUGUGAUAAGUCAAGUCAUACCUUGCAUACAAGAAUUAGUUAAUGAUCCACAUACUGCAGUUAAAACAGCCCUUGCUUCUGUUAUAAUGGGAUUGGCUCCCAUCCUUGGGAAAGAACACACUAUAGAACAUCUGUUGCCUUUAUUCUUGGCUCAGCUGAAGGACGAAUGCCCGGAAGUCAGACUCAACAUUAUAUCCAACAUCGAAUCCGUCAAUAAGGUUAUAGGAGUUAAACAAUUGACUCAAUCAUUGUUGCCAGCUGUGGUCGAAUUGGCGGAGGAUACGAAGUGGAGAGUUAGGCUUGCUAUAGUUGAACAUAUGCCAUUGCUCGCUAACCAUUUGGGUAAAGAGUUUUUCGACGAAAAGUUAAACAAUCUUUCUAUGUCUUGGCUCGUUGACCAUGUAUAUGCCAUAAGGGAAGCUGCCACUCAAAAUCUUAAAAAUUUGGUCGAAAAUUUCGGGAAAGAAUGGGCUCAGACGGCCAUUUUGCCCAAGCUUAACGCCUUGGCCCAGGAUAAGAAUUAUCUACAUAGGAUGACGGCUUUGUUCGCUAUAAAUGUCCUAGCCUCCUCUUUAGAUGCCGAUUUUGUGGGCAAAAAUUUAGUUCCCCUUUGCCUUCAAUUAUCAACUGACAAAGUGGCUAACGUACGUUUCAAUGUGGCCAAGACUUUUCAGAAGAUUCACUCAUCUAUCCAGCCCGACACCAUGCAAAAUCAAGUCAAACCUUGCUUGGAUAAAUUGGCUCAAGAUACAGAUUUUGACGUCAAAUAUUAUGCUUCUGAGGCUCUUUCCGCAUGUGUUGGUGGUUGAUCUUGCUACAUUUUUUUACAAAUCUAUCUCUAAACGUGGAAUCACAUAUUUAGCGAAAAACGACUUGUUCCUCCUCGUAACUACAUAUAAUAAUGUUUUUGUAAAUGUAUUAAAACAUAUUAUUUAAAUUAAUUUUAUUAUAUACCGAAUUACUUUUAAUAUCAUAUAUCACAGAAGAAUAAUAUUCACUAACAUUUCUGUUUAUGAUAAAAUGUUAUAGAUGUAUAAUAAAAAGUAAUUUAAACUAGUUGUAAACUAAGUUUUUUAUUUAUUUAUAACGUUAUAUAUGAUUAUUUCAAAAAUGACAUCGCAACGUAUAUUUGUAAUGUAAUACUCCUACCAAUCAUAUUGUCCCCUAUAUAUUUUUAAUAAUAUAAAUUCUAUUACUCUUUUAUUCAUUAUAUUGUAUACUACAAUAUGUCCGUUCUGUUCAUAAAGCUUUUCAACAAAUACAAUAAAUUUGAAAAUUAUUGGGAUCAAUGG
Messenger RNA from Gordionus sp. m RMFG-2023, 2389 nucleotides. Its product is annotated as serine/threonine-protein phosphatase 2A 65 kDa regulatory subunit A alpha isoform-like. Gene Ontology annotation, biological process: protein dephosphorylation. The transcript has 16 exons. Bases 35 to 1906 code for a protein of 623 amino acids. Gene Ontology annotation, molecular function: protein phosphatase regulator activity; protein binding. NCBI's taxonomy places the organism in Eukaryota, Metazoa, Nematomorpha, Gordioida, Chordodea, Parachordodidae. Gene Ontology annotation, cellular component: cytoplasm; protein phosphatase type 2A complex. The record is from RefSeq and is a predicted model, not a curated record.